GAGGACCAGGGCAGCACCGCUUCACAGGAAACUGUGGCACGUAGCUAGGUUUUCUUCACCACCACCACCAACCACCACCAAAUAAAUACUUGGGUUGCAAGGAGCCUUACCAGGAAAAGCUGCGUUUCCAGCGCAGCCUUAUCAGCGAAGGAUGCAGGCGCUGUGAGGCAUUGGACCAUUCCUCUGCAAUUGCGGUGCUCCGGUGCCAUGGAGGAUGCGUCUACUCUGGACUACGAACUGCUGUCUCCAGGCCAGAUGGACCCUGGACCCGGGGCCCUCCUUGGCAUGGAUGUGGAGCAGAAGACUGUCUUUGCCUUUGUCAUCUUCCUCCUGAUCUUCCUGGUGAUCCUGAUGGUACGCUGCUUCCGCAUCCUCCUGGAUCCGUACAGCCAGAUGCCCGCCUCGUCCUGGACUGACCACAAGGAAGGCCUGGAGAGGGGGCAGUUCGACUAUGCCCUUGUCUGACUCUGGACGCCAGCCGACCCUGCCAAGAUGGCACUGUGGAGGGAGUGGUCAAGGGGCAGAAACCCUGGGCUCAUCCUAUUCUCAUAUUGGCUCUUUUCUAUGUGGGGAUAUAUGUUUGGAGACAGGGAAGCGGUGGGAGGGAGAUCAGUCCAAUUUGUUUAAUCCUGACCACAACAGACCCAUCUGACUCAAUGGGAUUUGCAUAGUGGUGGCUAACAAGUCCCAUCAUUUCAGUGGGUCUAAGUGGAGGCAUUUCCCUUCCCCUUUGCAUCUGGUGUGGCCCCCCCAAGUCUUUUGUGAUGUGUCGGUCAGGGGCUGGAGGGUGGGUCAAGGGAAGGGUGUUGUGUUGCUGCAGGUAUGGUGCUGGUGGUGUGCGUGUGUGCAUAGGAACCAAUACGUAAACAGCGGGGAAAGAGAAGUCCGAUGUGCUGGAGUGAGGAGUCGGGGCCAGUGUUUGGAGGUGGAAAACCCUGAUCCUUUCCCCAGGUGUUCCUUUUUGGAUGCUGCCAAUAAAUAAGAAAGCAUCUUGAGCAAAAAGCUUGCUGGGGUGUUUAGUAGUCAAUGGUGCCUAUUGGCUUCCAUGU
This is a messenger RNA of Sceloporus undulatus (fence lizard), 1049 nucleotides long. It is a transcript of the gene CTXN1, whose product is annotated as cortexin 1. The record is from RefSeq and is a predicted model, not a curated record. The coding region runs from base 208 to 465 and encodes 85 amino acids. The transcript has 2 exons. Lineage: Eukaryota; Metazoa; Chordata; Lepidosauria; Squamata; Phrynosomatidae.